AGACACCAUCAAGGCUAGUGAAGAGCCUAAAGUGACAGUCAUAAAAAAGGGUAAGGUUUAUAAUAUUUUUUAAAAGCAUAAACUUAUAGAUAAAAUGUAUUUAGACUUAAAUAAGAUCUUCAAUAUGCCUCUGUUGAAAUUCUAUGAUUAAAUGAUUAAUUUUAUUUUGAUUUUGUUUUACUUUCCAUGGUAUCAUUAGGUGCGCCUUUACAAUCGAAUGCCGGUGGGCUUGGCCAGGGGAGUGAAGAGCACACUCCAAAAACUGGGAAGCUAAAAGCAGAACAAGAGAAUGCUAAAAGCUCAGCUGAAAUAAGAAAGAGUCAAAGGAUACAAAAACAUUCUUUGAUCAGCAGCAAUGAGAAGUCACAUCAGAAUAACCGAAGAAAUUCCCCAUUGAAGGCGGGGCAAAAGAAAGUAAAGGGCGGGAACUCAUUCCAGAAAGAAACUGCUCAUCUUAAGAAACCGGUAUUGUAAACGACAGAUGUGUUUCGCUAGAAAACAGUCUUGAAAAAUGUAUAUAUUUUGCUUUAGAUUGUAAACAACCACAGUAAAACCUCUUUAUUCAUCAUUAAUCUGUUCUGGUGGCCUGAAGAAUAUGGAUUCAGAUGAAUAUAGAAACAUUUUUUCCCCUUAAGAAAUUUGAUAGGAAUUGGCCCCAAAGAGUGUUACAUAAAUUUUGAUAAAUACAUUAAAGUUUAUCAAAACUUCACAUUGGUUGCAGAGUAAAGAUGAUGGUAGAUUGAAAAUUAUUAUUGUAUAGAGAAUCACCUUUCAUUUAAAAACAUCCGAUAACUCCGAUUCUAGUGAUGGGUUUCAGUUGCAUAAGAUCUUACAAAGAACUUCACUGAUGUUGCACGUUUUUUAAAUUUUUUUUUAAACCUUCCUGAAGUAGUCAAUCACAUUAUCAUUAAAUGCAUUUAUGUUUUGGUUUAAGGUGGCUUCUUUUUUUUUCCCACUCUGCAUUUUGGCCAAAAUGGAAACCAAAAACAAUUGUGACAUAAUAAUAAUAAUUCCCAUAGAAAUUAUCAGCACAAGGCUGACUUGAGUUGGUUUUUAUGUCAGGAAUGUAGAGGUUUAACUGUGUUAUAUUUUCAAAUUCAUGAAUCUGCCACUCCCAGCCCUACCACACUUUACGUUCCCUUGCUGUAAAUGUAAAAUGAACUAUUUUUUAUUUCUUCCAGGUCAUUUCUGGCAGGAAAAAAGCUGACAUCACAGAUCAAGAGGUGACCGUUUUGACAGACUGGAUUAUCAAACCAAUACCAUGCAGUCGUGCCGUUUGUGUUGAGGGGCAAAAAAUGUAAGUAUAUUUAGCUAAUUGCAUGGUAGUAAAGCAAAUAUAAACCGCAACAACUGUUUAUUUACUUUAAUGAGUAGUUUUUAUUGGGUAAAUUCAUUCUGUUUCCUAGUUUAAGUAACUAAAUUAUUAACAGAAAAAGUUUCAAAAGUAAUAUUCCCAUGGUGUGACUAAACACAUAAUUUUUCUUUUGAGUGGAGCCUUUAAGAAAAAGGAUAGCGACAAUAGCCUUAGUCCUUUGUUUUUCGUCCUCCAUCUGCAAAGAUGACCAGGGGUAUAUUUGACGGUGAGUCGAGGUGACUUGUGAGUCCUAUCUGUGCCUGAAAAUCUCUUCCUUACGGAGAAUGCUUGUCUUUUUUGGGUUGUAGUGGUUUAGGAUGUAAUUCUGCUUUUCCUAGCUGUGCAUUUUUGUUGGGCGUGAGGUGUGCAUUUACUCUCGAGUGUGUUCCAGCAGAUAUUCAGUGUAAGAUCUAAAGCAAGUGUUUAUAAUGAGCUCAGGCUGAUGUCCAAUAAUUUCAGGGACACUUUUAGGCGAUCUUGAAAUAGUUUUACUGCCUUCCGAGUUCUCCCUUUUAUAGUUGACAGAACAUUAUUUGUUUAGGCUGUAUGUUGUCUGACUUUCUUGUACAAUGUCCAGCCCAUCUAUCUAGUUCAUUUUGUAAGAAUGUGUUGAUGCUGAGAAAGCCUGCCCAUUUAUGAUUUAAUAUCAGAGACUUUGUCCUGUCGCCAUCUGUUAGAAUGUAUCUUUAGACAACAUAGGUGGAGAUAGUUUAGGGUCUAGCAUGCCUAUUGUAACUUGUCAAUGUCUCACUAAAAUAUAGGAGAAUUGUUGGUACAAUUGCCCUUCAGCUUGGUGUUAAGACUGAGAGCUCUUCACUCCUGCAGAGUUCUCUAAUUUACUUUUGCUUUGGCAAUUUUGUUACUGAUUUCAUGAUCUGCUGUUACUGAGGGUGAUAGAAUGUAUUUUUUGUUUGUCUUUGCAGAGGGAUGAAUGACUUCUGGCACAGUACUGCUAUAUCGGAAGUGAAAAAUCCUAAAGUUGUCGUAACAAUCUCUGGCUCUACCUAUCGAUUGAAGGGAAGAAUCAACAGACUUUGUACCAUUGACAAUGGUAAGUGAUGCCAGCUUAAUUGUUAUGGCUGUUCAGCCAACAGCUUUUCUUGUUGAAAAGUAGCAUAAAAAGAUUAUUUCAUAACGGAAUCAUCGUAUUUCCCAAACGCACAGGGGAGGUGGGUUAUAUUAAGAUAUUUAGUGUACGAUGAUGGUGAGAGGGUGGGAGAACAGUCUCUACAAAUGAAUACAUGACCUAAAAAUUUUGACAAUUCUCUGAAAGCUAAAUCCAAAGUUGUGGUUUUGGUGAAAUUUAUAGUAAUUAUGAUUGAUUGUAUAAAUAAUCAAUUGGAUUCUCAUAUCAGCUGUGUUGUUGUUGUUUUUUUUUUUCUCAAUAUCUUAUGUCACUUUUUUUAUUUUCUAUAAUUAAUGAAAUCUUUUAAAAUAUUUACCCCAUGAAGUCUUACACUUAAAUCUCUGUUUGCUGUGUUAGCUCGGAGGAACUUUAUAAUCUAAAAUGCUCAAUUUUCAACUAACAACCCAAACUAUUGUAGUCGUAGGUAAAAAAUACAACUUCAAGGGGAUGUCACUUGAAGGGGAUGUCACUUGAGAAACAGGUAACAGUGAUGUUCUCAUUAAAUAAUGCAUAUUCAUUUCAUUUAAAAAAAAAAUUAAAAUUUAAGUAACCUUUCAGAAAAUGCUAGUGUGGCCCUCCCUAUCUUAACAGGAAUACAUUUUUUUCUUCAGAAAACUACAUUUUUUAUUUUAUAAUAAAAACUGUGUAAGACUAAUAUAAAUAUAAUAAAUAACUACUUUCCUCAACUGACUUGAGAUUUAUGACAAAUUAGACAAUGGCUCCAAAAUUUACUUACCUUAAGCUCUUUUAAGACAAAUAUUUUUUGUGAAUGUGUGGAAUUUAAAUUUGAAAAAUUUGCCCUGUCUAUUUUCAAUAGAAAACUUCCAUUUUUCACGUUGUCGGUCCCCUGUAUGUUGAGGCCACUUAGGGCUAUCCUAGACCUGAGACAUAUUCAGACAAAUAUAUAUUUUAUGUUGUCCCCUGUACUUUGAGGUCACUUACAGCUAUCCUAGACCAUUUAAUAAAUCUUAUGUAACUCACACAAUACCAGUGGAAAACUUCAGAAAUCAUACCAAUUCCAAAGAAAAUUAAGGUAACGUGCAACAAGGACUUACGACCUGUUGCAUUUACCUCUAUUGUCAUGAAAUGUUUUGAGAAAAUAAUUCUGAAAGAAAUUUUGAAUGAAGUACACCAAAAACUUGACCCCCACCAAUUUGCUUAUAAGCCUGCCAGAAGUACGGAGGACGCAAUCUUACUAUUGUUGGAGAGACUUUACCAUUACCUAGACAGUCCUAAAACAUAUGCCAGAGUGCAUUUAACACUAUCCAACCACACCUUAUGAUAAAGAAAUUUUCCUCGAUAGGUGUCAAUUUAAAUAUUCAGGCUUGGAUACUGAACUUUUUAACAAAUCGACCACAAUAUGUCAAAGUAAAUAACCAAUUAUCUCCAACCAGAGAUAUAAGCACCGGGGCACCACAAGGCUGCGUUCUCUCUCCUGUACUGUAUACCAUAUAUACAAAUGAUAUUCAAAGCUCAAGCGACACCGUUCCAAUCUUAAAAUUUGCUGAUGAUACCACCAUUGUUGUUUUAAUAUCUGAAGGAGAAGGCAUAUACUGCAAUUUAGUUACGAGCUUUAUCAAUUGGUGCGAUGAAAAUUUUCUCCAGUUGAAUGUCUCAAAAACUAAAGAAAUGUUUAUUGAUUUCAGGAGGGGGAAACACCAGAUUACAGAUCUCAACAUAAAAAAUCAAAGUGUGGAGAAAGUGGAGGCAUACAAGUACUUAGGUGUCACCAUUAAUAAUAAGCUAACAUGGCAUGAGCACGGCCAAAUGCUGUAUAAGAAAUUCAACCAAAGACUGUUCUACCUCAAAAAAGUGUACAAUUUUGGUGUAAACAAGCUAGUCGUUAACUUAUUCUACAGUGCAACUAUUGUAAGCCUGCUUAAUUUCAAUAUUACCUGCUGGUGUGGGAAUUCAACGUCUGAUAUUAAAUACCGCAUAAACCGACUAAUCAAGAAAGCUAGGAACAUAACACAAACUAAACAUCCUUUACUUGAAGAACUAUUUGAAGAAAGAUGUUUUUGCAAAACUAAACACAUUUUGGAUGAUACAUCCCACCCUCUUCAUCACAGAUACUUAAGAUCGGGCCGUUCUGGACGAAUUCUUUCCAUCAGGGCGAGGACUGACAGAUAUAAAUUUCUUUUGUUCCCCAAUCUGUACGAAUUUACCAGCAUGCUUCCUCUGAAGUCACACAUCUGAAUGAGAACUAAUAAGUCCCCGAUUUUGCUAAGAGAACUCACUGAAUGGCUGUUUGAAAUAAUUUAUUAUAAAUGUCUUGUGUUAGAAUUGUUUUAUUUUUGAGCUGAAAAUCUAUAAUGCAAUCAAAAAACAUUUCCAUUUAUUUGGAUCAAUAAAAGAAUCUUAUCUUAUCUUAUUUUUAUGGCAGGUUAACCUGUGCAGUUAAAGCUUCAGUAUCUCAGAAACUUGGACUUAUUAAAAUUUAUAUAUGAACAUUGUAUUUGUUGUUGACAGGCAUCCUUAUUAAAAUGUAUAUAUAUAAUAUUAACAUUGUAUUUGUUGUUUACAGGCUUCUCUAAAGACAUUGCUGAUGCAUUUUCUAGUGGAUUUCCCAAGAACUGGAGGGAACUUAUUCAAGAUUUCUAUAGAGAUAUCGAAGAAAGGUGAACUAUAUAAUUAUUUCGCAUUUGCUGGUCCAACAAUUUGGAACGCCCUUCCUGUUGAUCUCAGAAACAAACAGACACUGGAGUCCUUUAAAACCGAUUUAAAGACACAUUUAUUUCGCAAACACCUUCUGAGACGAUUGUCUACCAUAUUUUCCAGUUAAUGCAUAUUGGCUGUGUUGCUUAGGGUUGAAAUGGCUAGAAAGACUUUGACUUGGUAUGCUUGUAAUUAGUUUUUGUAGUGUUGCGUUUGUUUUAAAUGUGGUAAAUUAUAGAUUUGUUUUUUGUUGACUUUGUACUGCGCUUCGAGCUAAGUUUGAAAUUUACAUAUUCUCAUGAUGUAUGGUAUGAACUUGUCAUUGACAAUCUAUGUAGCUUUAAAUCGCAGGUGACAGCAUUUAAAUUUAAAGGUGUCAAUUAGAAAUUGUUCCAGUCAAAUCACUUGAACGCAAUUAUUUUUUUGGAAGCCAUCACUUUUCUUCUUUCAGCAAAAAUCUCCAAAAUUUGUGGAAAUUAUUGAAAUUUAUACAUAUUUAUGGAGAUUGUUUGUAAUUAUUCAUACUCAUAUGUUAAAUAAUUUUCAGAGAUAAAAAAAAUUGAUAAAAUAUUAUUAUAUCUAUAUCUCAUUUUUAGUGUUACUAAAAAAAUUGAAAUUCAGUAGCAGGAGAACUUUUGAAUUGACAAACUUAAUUUUUAUCAAUUAUCCAACAAGAUUUAUGGAUAGACACUAGAGCUUAAACUAUAUAUUCUAUUGCAGUAUUACCAUUCAUGAGGAAAAAAGACAACCUACAAGGAAGAUGAAAGCAUUCAAAUUGAAAUCUUCACCAACUAAAAAGAAAACUGGGAAGAAAGAUGUCCUUGAAAAACAUUCUAGUAAAUAUUUUGUGUAAUUUAGUUUAGUUGAGGAUUGCAGGCUUUUGCAACUUUGAACCCUUUAAAAAAGUAGAAAUGCCUUUUAAAAUUGUAUUAAAAAAAAAAAAAUAACUUCUAAUUCAUUUAUUAAAGUACAAAAGGACUCAUAGAACUUAGAAACUGCAAAAGGAAUUAUAGAACUUGGAAACUACAAAAGGAGUUAUAGAAAUUAUUAAAUAUACUUUUGACAAAGUGUUGAUGGAGGAAAUUAAACAAUGUGCAAACAUUUUUAUCAUAACAUAAAAGUAAAUGGCUCCUCUGUUCUUACAUUAUUUUUCCUUGAAAUUAGAUUUUGCUUCCCCAGGUUUGGUAACUCUGAAAUAAAGGCUUUCAAUGGUACCUAUUGGGAUUUUAUGAAACCAUUCCUUUAUCAAUUUGUUAUUAUUUUUCAUUCUUGCGCCCUAUUUUUUCAUCAUAGGUCUAUUCAGUUACGGAAGUGUCCAGUGAAAUCAAAGAAUUAACAUAUGAAAUAAACGGGAAAUUUAAUAGAUAAAAUAUUUUAAAAAUUAUUUAAAUUUAAUAAGGCUAUAAGGGAAAUCGAAGCGAGGACUGCAAAGGUGAAGUUAACAAGGAUGGCGGAUAGGAUGUAGAUAUCAUAUGUAGAUAUCAUGGACAGAAGGGUGAUGGGAUUUAGCUUUACCUACAGAUAUUUCGAACUCUUUGGCAAACAAGAAAACCGACCAUUUUCAGUCCACUAAAUCUCCAUGCCAGCCAAGUUUUUCUGUCUGUGUGUACUUCUGCUGUCAAAGGCUUCUUAGCUGAAACAUCCGCUUUUUUGUGUUACCCUUCUUCAGGGUUGUCUCUACCCUGUGUAUAGUUUUUAUUGCUUCAGCAGCUAAAGGAUUUUUUGGAGAGAGAAAAAAAAAAUGCUUUGGAGGAAAUAAAUUGAAGCUUGUGCAUUUUCAUGUUGAAUCUCCAGUUUGGCACAAUGCAAAAAAAAAUAUAUAUAUUUUUUAAAAAAAUGGUAUUUUAAACUAAAUGACCCAUUUAUUAAUUUAUUAUUUCCAGGUAUUUCUUAAGAUGCUCAGAUCAGUGUCCCCAGUAGGCUUUCAGUAAAUUCUACUGGUUUGAAAUUGAAAGCUUGUUGAGGAUUUCAAAUGAAGUCUCUGUCUAACAUUUCUUUUAAAAUAAUAAUAUUAAGAUUACCCAUCAUCUCUUUAGCCGUCUGGACCCCCGGGGGCCUGAUACAACAAGAAAUCAACACAGCAGAUGUAACGGUUACCAGGAGCGGCCGCAUUUCACUUCCGCCUUUGGCCAGGUGGGUCGGGCAACGUUACAUUCAAGUAGAAGGUACAAAUAAAAUUCAAAUCGGCUAUAAAACCAAAGCAGCCGAGCAGGCCCUCAAUCAAGUGACAGACAGCAUUCUUCAGCUACCUAAGGUAAUUUUCUUUCUAUUUAAAUUAAGCCAGAGCUGUCAAACUUUGAUUUCAAACUGGAUAAAACUUGUCAUUGGGGGGUUACAAUUUGUACAAUCCUGUCAGUUUUCCCAGGGGGUCGUAUUGAAGCUGGUCCCUCUGCUCUUUGUGUGUAUAGCAAUGAAUGGGUGAAGGACUUGUAUUUUAUUUUAGCUGGUUGCCAUGGUAAAUGAAGCCAUUCAUGUUUAUUUUGUUUGCAAUGGAAAGAAAACUACCCCUGCAUCAUUACAUACACAGUUAUCAUAUUCUUAUAGCUGUAAGAAAACUACCCUUGUGUUACGACCUUAAUUACACUUAAAAUGCUACGACGUUAGUUUGAUACUUCCUCUCACAUAGAACACAAGGUCCAGUGUAACAAUAUAUAAUAUUUAUUACAUUCUUUACAAAGCAGGAUACACAUCAGUCCAAAUACCAAUUAUCCACUCGCUCCUAUCUCUACUGACUAACUCUUAACUGACAACUCUGACGACUAACAAUUCUCUUGCUCUACCUUUUUUUCCCUGACUCUCUCUGUCCGACUUUCUUCUCUGUCUCUCUCUGACUGACCUCUAGCUAACACACAUCCCUUUUAUAAUACCACACAAACAACUCAGCCUACGCAAACGUUCCACACCACGGACUAACUUCACGCUCUGACCUCACGAUCAACAACUCACGAUCAACAACUCACAAAACACUCAUGAAUCACAACUCCCCCUACCCAACAUUCACAACAAACUAGUUCACAACACCUUGCAUCAUUACAUACAGUUAUCAUUUUCUUAUACCUGUAAGAAAUCUACUCCUGCAUCAUAACAUACACAGUCAUAUUCUUAUAGCUGUGAGAAAAAAAUCAUUUCAGCAGCCUAUGGUAAUUGAUAUUAGAUACAUUAUGGGCCACAACUCUUGCUUAACCAACUGCAUGUCCAAAAAUUAAACUGUUAACAAAACAACUCUCAUAAUUUGGGUAAAAGGAGUUCGAUAUGUGCAAGUCUAGUUAUGUGUGUAGCAAUGAACAUUGAGAACUCUUUAUUAGUCUGCAAUUAACAUCGAUGAGACUGAUGUAUUAAUGUAUUUUAGUUGGUUUUUUAACACUUACUGGCCAAAAUUAGUUGCUUAGCAAUAGUUAUUUCUUAUUAUUAGUUCAUCCUUCAAAAAUAAAAUAAUUUUAAACAAAUAAAUGACUGGCGUAAAUUUUAACGCCAUAAGCUCAGUCUCUAACUAUUUCCAUUGUUUUAAAGAGGAGUUCAAACAAUAUUUCAUUCAAUAGAUCUAUUUAUAACUUCUCUCAUAAGUAAGAGUUAAAUAUUUUAUCCUCCCUCAGAGUGCACUGGCAAAGACAUACCAUAAAAGUUUAUCACAAAGUCUCCAGUCUCCCACCACUACUAAUAUGUUAAACGGAAAAGAUUCCUGUG
This is a messenger RNA of Lymnaea stagnalis (great pond snail), 8819 nucleotides long. Lineage: Eukaryota; Metazoa; Mollusca; Gastropoda; Lymnaeidae. The record is from the annotation of a GenBank genome assembly.